Molecule: messenger RNA, 3798 nt
Organism: Colletotrichum chrysophilum
Lineage: Eukaryota; Fungi; Ascomycota; Sordariomycetes; Glomerellales; Glomerellaceae
Exons: 2
Coding region: 1-3798 (1265 amino acids)
Molecular function (GO): DNA binding
Source: RefSeq, a predicted model, not a curated record
AUGCCGACCGCUCUGCAUCCCCAGGCGAAGUUCGAUCCGAUCUCGCCGGAUCUGGAUCUUCAUAGCCUUGUCGACAAGACGCCUAACUUUGAAUGGGUACUUCGGAUCUCGACGGCACAGAUCCAAGGCCUUGGUCCCCAAGAGUUCGAGAAGUUGGUGCAACUUCAGGUCAUACAGGGUGGAAAACCUUUGGUCAUUGAAAAAUGGAACGAUGUUCUCCCGAAAUGGCUUUUUGGCGGCGAAUGGCUUGAGAAGACCUACGACAAGAAACGUCAGUCUACACGCCUCCAUACGACAUCGAGUGCUAACGUGUUUGCAGAGGAAAAUGUCCGUGAUAUUGGCAGCCAAAGCGAGAUUCCGAUGACCAUGGGGCACUAUCUGAGAGCGAUGAAGCAGCUCACGAAUCAGUGGACGCCGAACAAUUUCCGCGACGAGCGACGCCAGCGGCUUUACCUCAAAGAUAUCGACUGCCCACCUGAGUGGCACGAGCACCUUCAAAAGGUGAUUCCCCCGAACCUAUUUUACAUGAACGAAAACAUCACAGAGAAGGGAGGGUCGGAUAAUCGGGUCAGCGAUGUCUUCCGUGGCUUGGGCGAGAAGACGAUCGCUUCUGCCGGAGAUCUCAUGUCAAGCCUGCCGGAAGAAAUGCGGGCUCAGAACCUUAUGUGCUACAUCGGCCACGAGGGAACAUACACCCCCGCGCAUCGCGAGAUGUGCGCAAGUUUGGGACAGAACAUCAUGGUGGAGGCGUCAGGAAGUGAAAACGGAGAGAAGCCAGGCAGCUCCAUUUGGUUCAUGACGGAAACCAAGGAUCGAGAAGUUGUCCGCGAAUACUUUCUCUCCAUGCUGGGACACGACAUUGAGAUUGAGAAGCACUUCGCACAGAUCAACGCCUGGAAGAAGGCGACCUUCCCAGUCUACAUUGUUGAGCAGAAGCCUGGUGACUUCAUCCUUAUCCCACCUCUGGCACCUCAUCAAGUCUGGAACAGAGGUACACGUACCAUGAAAGUCGCCUGGAACCGGACGACAGUUGAGACGCUGGAUAUGGCACUCCACGAAGCUCUUCCCAAGGCUCGUCUAGUCUGCCGUGAUGAGCAGUACAAGAACAAGGCGAUAAUCUACUACACCCUAAAAAAGUAUUACGCGCAGAUGUUGCAGGCGGAAGAUAACAGCGAGAUGGGUAUCUUUGGACUAGGCUCUGAACUCUUCCGCUCAUCUUCACGGUUCAAGCAGCUCGCCAAGGAUUUCCGACAUCUGUUCUCCCUUUUCACCGAGAUUCUUGUCGACGAGAUGUUUGCAACCAAGGAAAACAACAUCGAGUUCGUCGAGUAUAAUUCAUGCGUCACCUGCUCAUAUUGCAGAUCAAAUAUUUUCAACAGAUUUUUGACAUGCAAGCAUUGCGUGCGAACUCUUGUUAAUGGCGAUGAGGAUGCAUACGAUGUUUGCAUGGAAUGCUACGCCAUGGGACGAUCUUGCCUCUGCGUCUCCAAGCUGCAGUGGUGUGAGCAGUGGAAAUGGUCAGAGCUCACUGAGAACUAUGAGCUCUGGCGCUCAAUGGUCAUCAAAAAUGAUGGCUUCGUUGACAUGGAGCUGUCUCCGCAACCUCUCGAGAUCGCCCGUAGCCGACGUGGCAAGAAAGCGCUCGCCCAGAUUUGCCAGGAGGGCUUGCGCCGACGACCAUUCAAGGACAUUUCCAAGAUCGAGGAGGAGAAGCGCCUGUCCGAGUCCGAAGAUGAGCCGGAUCUCGAUGACAAUGGAAAGCCGAAGAAGAAGAAGUAUAAGCGAAAGAAGAAGCAGGGAGAUCUUCGCCGUUGCCACGUCUGUUGUCACAAGGAUUAUGCCUACAAGGUCCAGAUGUGCUCCAAUCCAGAGUGCAAGGAAGGAUUCUGUUACGGAGUUCUCUACCGCGCCUUCGACAUGAUGCCCCAAACGGUGCAAGAGAACGAGAAUUGGCUCUGCCCAAGAUGCUUGGGCAUUUGCAACUGCGGCGCGUGCCGUCGUGCCGGGACAACCAAGCCGUACACGCCAAAGAACACUCUCCUCGGCCAUGACACACGACCAAUCGCUGACGACCGAAGCGUUGAAGCGCUUGUCGAUUUCCGCGUGCAUAACUUGAACUGGCUGAAGGCGUCAGGCGAAGAGGGCCGAAGUACGAACAGCAAGCGCAUGAAGCAAUUACGAGAACAAGCCGACACUGCCAAAGCCCAGGAGCCGGCAGCUGUUGCAGCCGAGGAUAUUGCGAACGGCGCCAAUUCGGCAUCGAACGGUGCGAAUGGUUAUGGAGAUCAGAGCCAUAUCCUCGACGGACACGAUACGCAGCAACUUAAUGGCGAAAAUGGCUUUAACGGCGAUGUCGACAUGUCUCAGCAACAUGAACAGCCCGUACCGUUCGCCGACAUGGGCAUGAAUGGCAACUGGGACCAGUCGGCUUACCCAGACCCCAUGGGAAUGGGCGGUCAACGCAUGCUUGGAAUGGGUUAUUACGAGCCAUCCGGGCCUGAUCAGAUUUUGUUUGAUCCGUUUCAAAUGCCUUCAGCCGACGCUAUGGUCUUCGAUGAGGAGGCUGAAUUCCUCAAGAAGACCCUUAAAGCUGCCAAGAGGAAAGCGAAGCACGAGAACGAUCUUGAUCCGGACUUCAAUGCGCCACGCAGUCACCACAGAAAGAAGCCGAAGAAGGACAACGUAACAGACGAGUCUGCCAUGGAUCCUGCGUUGUUCGGAUCCGCCGUUCCUGACGCCGCUCCCGCAGCCGCCAGCGGUGAGUCCGGCGAGGCAGGUGAAGGCGGCUUGACCGUCGACGACGAUCCGUCGGCUCAGCUGGAGAGAGAGGCGCAACAGGACGUAGAGGGCCCACAGCGCUGGAGGGGUGGAUGGGCCACGCCUUGGCCUCCGUCCUUCCCUGCGAACGUUCCAGAACUACGACAUGCAAGACCUAAGGUGUCUUACGCCGAAGUUGAGGAGCCCGUUAUUGACGACCCGGAGGACAUGGUCCCUGCUUACAAAGCCAAGCCUCUGGUCGAAAAUGAUGAGCAGCAACCUGGCGACAGUAGCACUGAUCCUCUGGAUCUUGCGUCCGAUGCCAUUCGCGCCCUCAUCCAGAAGGGAACCGAUGCUGCUGCCGCGGCUGCUACCGAAACGCCGAAGGUCCCUAAGAGACGUGGGAGGCCGCCAAGGGAUGCAAGCUCAACUCCGGCCUCGGCCACCAGAGCGGCUGCUGUACCGAAGCAAUCUGCGUCAGACGUUGCAGCCAAGAGACGAGAGGAGCGCGCAUCUCGAAGAUCAAGGCUUAGUGGUGUCGUCACCAUUGAUGGAGCUAGCUCAUUCAACCCCCGAAACAGCAUUUACGCCGAGGACGAUGAUGAUGAGCCUGGAGGGCACAAUGUCACCGAAGCUGAACUGGAGGCCGAGUUGGAGCGUGAGUUGGCUGGCGAGGACACUCAGCAAUCUGUCACGAAAUCCAUCGAAGGUGCGAGCGCGCAGCCAGUCAAGAAACGGCGUGGCCGGCCACCCAAGAACAAGACCACUGCCCCGGUUGCCGUGGAGGAUAACGGCGAUAAGUCUCCUCCACCCCCUCCGGCUGGCGCAAGUCAGAUGAUGUCCAUGGCGGCCCGCGUCAGAGCUCGCGGCAAGAAGUUUAGGAUCACCUCUCGCAGAGAUAGCGCCAAGGGUACACCAUCCGCUACACCGGCCCCGUCAGAGAGACCAGCUGUGCGCAUGUUCCAUCCGAGGGUCCGUCUGAGCCUCAAGAAGUCGCUGUGCCAGCCAGAGAAAUAUCAAAGGAGCCGACUCCAGACAUGA